GGCUCACCCAGACACCCCCACACACAGAGGGAGAGAGAGAUCUAGAGAUCCGUUAAGCAGAACAAACUUACGCUAUGGCGAGCUCAGAUCCAAGUACGUCGUCGGGAAGCGAGUACCAAGUGUUCCUAAGCUUCAGAGGACCCGACACUCGCGUCGGAUUCACCGAUUUCCUCUUCCACAGCUUGACCGAUGCUGGAAUAUGCAUCUUUCGAGAUGAUGAAGAGCUCCAUGUUGGUGAAAGGAUCGAUGGAUCACUCCAGCGAGCGAUCGACAAUUCCAGGAUCUACAUACCUAUCUUCUCUCGGACCUAUGCUUCGAGCCAAUGGUGUCUCUGCGAGCUUGCGCAGAUUGUGGCAAACACUUCCAAAUCGGAAGGUAAAAAAGAGAUCCUUCCUAUUUUCAUCGACGUGGAGCCUGACGAUGUUAAGCUGAAAACUCCAUUAUAUCGCGAUGCCAUAUUCAAUUUGGAACGCGAGAAGAAGUUGAGCAAUGGGCAAGUAGAUGCAUGGAGAGAGGCUCUCAAGGAGGUUGAUGCUAUAAAAGGGUGGGAAGUGAAGAAGUACAAAGGGUAAGCUCGCUGCUUUUCAAAUGCCUGUUUCUCCAAUUUUUCUUUACGCUUUAUCAUAGAUGUAAAAACUUCCAGUAUUAUUGAGGUGGGACUUUUACCAUUAGAGUUACUAAAUGAAUAUAGCUAUGCUACAUUAGUCAAAAUAUGUGAAACUGCUUCACAAUGUCACCGUACAUGAUGGGCGAAUAAUGAUGCAGUAGCUAGGUAGCUUAACUAUCUUGAUUGCGGGCAGUGGGAAGAAAAAGAAGGGGUUAAUGAAAUGCCAUGCACAUUUCUAUCUUAUUAUUUAAUAUUGCAAUAAGUUGAACACAUCUCCUCUUGA
Molecule: messenger RNA, 890 nt
Organism: Rhodamnia argentea
Lineage: Eukaryota; Viridiplantae; Streptophyta; Magnoliopsida; Myrtales; Myrtaceae
Product: disease resistance protein L6-like
Exons: 2
Coding region: 75-572 (165 amino acids)
Biological process (GO): signal transduction
Source: RefSeq, a predicted model, not a curated record